Molecule: messenger RNA, 1536 nt
Organism: Arabidopsis lyrata subsp. lyrata
Lineage: Eukaryota; Viridiplantae; Streptophyta; Magnoliopsida; Brassicales; Brassicaceae
Product: transcription repressor OFP8
Exons: 1
Coding region: 655-1452 (265 amino acids)
Biological process (GO): negative regulation of DNA-templated transcription
Source: RefSeq, a predicted model, not a curated record
CACCACCUUUCUGUGUAAUUGUCAUUUUCAAUCAUUUAAUUUUGAAUUAAGUUGCCUUUUUGAAGAAAACGAUCACACUCCAGAACCGAUGCACGAAUUCCGGGGAGCAGUUUCGACUAUACAAUGUUAAAAUAAAUUGUAUUAUGAACUUUGUAACGUUAACGAAAGAUUUACUAUAGUACUUAAUUACUUAUGGUACUGCAAAUCCUUUAAGUUACAAUGAUAAAAUAUUCCAAGUAGAAGAAGUUUUAACAAACUUUACCUUAUAGUCCUACAAAUUUUUCAACAAUUGCCUGAUAAUGAUGAAUUCGAAAAGCUAAAGAAACUGACUAUUAUAAUUAAAAAAAAAAUCAAUGAAAACUGACUUUUACUACUCUACUAGAUGCCAACCAUUACAAAACAGUUUCAUGUCAAAUUUUCAAAAUUAAAAUAUUUUAAAAUUAGUGAAAAACGAGCAAAGCAAGGUCAAGCGUCUAUACCUAAAAUAAAAACAGAAAGAAAAAAGCAACAAGGAAAUUCCAAUGGUUAAUUUUUGUGUCAGCAAUUCGAAUAGUUUAAGAUAAAGACGACAGUGAAAUGACAAAAGACAUUGCAGAAAGAGUUAAACGUAAAAAGUUGUAAUCAUUAAAUUAUCAUAAAUAUUACGAAAUAUGAAUGCCAGUACAAGAAAAAAAAACACAACAGAGAAUUUAUCUCUCCUUCCCUCAAAAGUCUUAUAUGACACGACCUUUAAUACAUACAUCAUCUUCUUCAUUAGUCUCUCUCUCUCUCACUCUCUCGAUAUUCUCUAACAUGGAGAAAAGAAUGAAGCUCCGGGUUUCAAGAAUAGUCCGGUCAUCUUUAAGCUCUUGCCGACCACGAGAUCUAUACGACGUCGUUGAGACUUGUGCUGUUACUAGUCAAGCAACGUCUUCCGAGAGGUUCUUCCUUACCGAAGCCAAAACCAAAACUCCACGACCAAAGAGGUAUGCUUCUUCUUGCCCUCGUGCGUCACCGAUUUUCCCACCAAACCCUUUCUACGAAGAGAGCCGUUCAUUUCGAGAUUUAAGGAAGAAGGUCAAGACAAACAGGAAGCAGAGAUCGCAGUUUGGUUCUGACCCUCUCUUUGCCUCACGUUUUAAGUCAACCGGGUCUUGGUACUGGUCUUGUAGCGAGGAGGAAGACGAAGGAGACAAAGAAGAAAGUGAAGAUGAUUCUGAUACUCUCUUUUCUUCUAGAAGCUUCUCCUCGGACUCUUCGAAGGCAGAGAGUUUUGCGGUGGUGAAGAAGUCAAAGGAUCCGUACGAAGAUUUCAGGACGUCAAUGGUGGAGAUGAUUGUUGAGAGACAGAUAUUUGCAGCGGCUGAGCUACAACAGCUUCUUCAGUGUUUUUUGUCGUUAAACUCUCGUCAACACCACAAAGUUAUUGUCCAAGUGUUCUUAGAAAUUUAUGCUACCUUGUUCUCUCCCUAAUUUCUCUAUCUACCUUUUAACAUCUUUUGUAAAAGUACUAUGUUGAAUCUUGAAUCUUGCUUUAGUGUUUGGUUCUUUUUUCGA